Messenger RNA from Styela clava, 5629 nucleotides. Its product is annotated as glypican-6-like. The record is from RefSeq and is a predicted model, not a curated record. NCBI's taxonomy places the organism in Eukaryota, Metazoa, Chordata, Ascidiacea, Stolidobranchia, Styelidae. Gene Ontology annotation, biological process: regulation of protein localization to membrane; regulation of signal transduction; cell migration. Gene Ontology annotation, cellular component: synapse; cell surface; extracellular region.
AUUUGCUUUGUCAGGAAACUAGGAAUAGAUAUUCUGUUAUGUAGAAUAAUAUUUGCAUAGCAAUGAUUGUGAAAAGAGCAAAUAUGCUCACCUGGUGCUUAGUGUUAUUCAUGAUUUCUGGAGCUGUAAGUCUUGAAGCCUCAGAUUCGUGCAUUGAGGUGAAACUAUUUUAUGAAGGUAAGGGAUUUGGACAAAUUGUUCCCAACAAGGCAAUACCGACAAAGGAUGGCAGUAUUUGCGGAGGAAAUUACACAUGUUGUAAUUCUGCAAUGGAAGAUCGUCUCAGUGUUGAAAGUACUGUUGAGUUCAACAGGAAUGUUAGAGAAAAGACUGAAACAAUAACAAAUAUGCUGAAUGCCAAGCAUGAGCAAUUUGACAAGUUUUUUCAUGAAUUGAUUGGAUCGGCUAAAACUUCUCUCCAUGUUUUGUUCGAGGAAACAUACGGGGAUAUUUAUAUGGAAAAUUCAGAGGUUUUUGCGAAGUUUUUUGAUGAUUUAAAAUUAUAUUAUGAAGGAGGUGUUGUGGAUUUCACUGACAUCUUUGAUAGUUUCUUCAUCACACUCAUGCAACAAGUCUUCAAAUUAAUGAAUCCAAGUUUCGAUCUCAAUGAGAAUUAUAUGCAAUGCAUGGGAGAUAACCUCAAUGUGAUACGACCAUUUGCCGACCUUCCCCAAAAACUUUCCAAUCAGAUUCAGCGAUCAUUUAUUGCUGCUAGGACUUUUGUUCAAGCAUUAAAGACAGGUGAACGUGUUUCACAAAGUGUUUCAAAAAUUUAUCCCACUACACAUUGUGCAAAGUUAAUCACAAAAAUAAUGAGUUGUUCAAAAUGUAAUGGUUUGGUCACCGUUAAGCCUUGCAAGAAGGCUUGUUUAAAUAUUCUACAAGGUUGUUUGUGUAAUUAUGACAAGGAAUUCAACAUGGCCUGGAACAAGUAUCUUGAUACAUCGAUGACUGUUCUUGAUCGCUUGGUAGGUCCAUUUGAUAUUGAAUCGGUUCUCUCACCCAUCGAUGUAAAGAUUUCAGAAGCAGUAAUGAUGUUGCAAGAAAAUAAAAAGGUUAUUUCUGAAUCGGUUUUUCAACAAUGUGGUCAACCCCCAAGUUCAAAUAUGUCAUUUGACCUGUCUGGUUUAUCUAACAUGAAAUUCGGAAAUAUGCGGCUUGGUAUGGGAGCACCAGAAAAUAAUAUGAAUCCACUAAGUACUGGUGACUUUGACUUCACUGGUUUUUAUGGCAACAUGCAAACUAAUGCAGAUAGUGAUUCUAUUAACGGAGAUCCCAAAGUGGGAGAUGACAAUUUCGAUCUGAUGGGAUUAUCAAAUCUGAAGUUCGAUACUGACAUAGAUUCAAGCAUUUCACAGCCAAGAUCUGGCAAGCCUCGACGUGGAAAAAGAUCCACAGAAACUAAAGAGAGAAAGAAAAAUAAGAAAAGGAAAAGGUCGCGAAAACGCAGAAAGAAUAAGCGCCGUAAACAUCGAGUCAGGGAUAUAACUAUUUCAAAACAACGACAAGCGUAUGGAAAAUUCUUCCAAAAAAUGAACGAACCUAGUCGCUUGUCAAAUCUUGUCAAUGAAAUGAGGACUGCUCAGAAAAGUGCUGAAGAUUUCUGGAAAAAUUUACCAGCAACCAUAUGCGAAGAGAAUUCAGAGCUUGUUGCACAGCAUGAUUGUUGGGAUGGGGAUACUGUUUCAAGUGAAAACUUAGUAGAUGGUAAUGCCACUGCUCGACUAUGCAAUAGCGAGAUUUACGGAGAUUCUGCUAAAGUUCCUGACAUUGUUGUACGUCAGCAAAUCGUUAAUCUGAGAGAAGUCACGGCAAAAUUAUGGCACGCACAUCGGGGCAUCGAUCCAGCUUUUGUAGAUCUCGAGCUACCAACUGGGAAUGUUGGUCUUGAUAUGGCUGAUUAUUCAGGCGACGGAUCUGCUGAUGAAUCAAAUGGUAAUGAGAAACCCAAAAUUGAUGAGUCUGAAAAUGCUUCAACCCCAAAGAAAACAAAAAAUAAAAAGAUGAAGGAUCUUGAAGAACGUGAGAUCAAACUAAUAAGACAUGCACUUGGCAAAAAAAUAUCGUUACGAGCGACUCUGAAAGAUAUCAAAUCUCGUGUUAUGAAGCAUCCUCAGUUGCAACCAGAAACUCCAGAUUUUACAGAGGUAGAUCUGGGAAGUUUUGGAAAUUUGAAUAGAUCAGAGCAACAGAUUCUGUUGGAAAUUUUUGAAAUACCGCACGGUUCUAAAAAUACUGCUGUUUCAUCUACAGCCGGUAGAGCAACAGAUAAACCUGUCACUACGACAUCAGCAGCAUCCACUGUCACAAUUUCACUUACAGUAUUGUGUACCUUGUCUCAUUUCUUUUACAGAAUGGGUGAACAAACAAUUUAGUGUCUUUUUCUUUUAUGUUUUAUCUAUUCAUUUGAAUAGAACAUACAAGAAAAAGAGAUUAGUAGUACGGAAACUAUAUUAAAAAUAAAGCAAAACAUCGCCGAACAUAUUCCAAAUAUUACCAGAAACCAAAUCACUUCUCUCAUCUAUUUUUUGAAACCAAUGCUAUGGAGUUGAAAAAAUUCACAUCAGACUUCCGAUCUUUAAUUAUUCUUUUUGGAAUACAAAUAAGGCACAUGCAGGAGGAUGGACUUUAUUUUCCCUGGUAACUUGGAGUUGAAUGAGAUGACUUGAAGUUGAUCAUAAAGGGAUUUUGGGAUAUAUUUGAAUACUUUUAUUAUAUGUGCCAUGAACUUCUUCAAUAUUUCAUCAACUGCUUGAAGCAGUUUUAAUAUAUCAAUCUUACCCAAGACAUUGGUAUACUACCUUUGUAUUCUUAUUUCAUUUUUUUAAAAUCUUAGGGUCCAUCAUGUUCCUUAUUAAACGGCUUAUUAUUAAGCUAAACAUGUCAUUCAGUCUGGAAAUAAUUAUGAUGAUUUUUUUCAAAAACUUUUCCAUGUGCUAAUGGUACAAUGUUAUCUACCUAUAACCACACACUGAGAAAUCUAAUCAUGUGUGCAAGAUAUAACUACAUGCUGUAUAGUUUUAUUGUUUAUCGAAUUGAAAUAAUCAUUCAUUACAAUGACUUUGUAGAUAUCUUUUUCAUAUGCCACAGUAUUUUAAAUAAUAAUCAAUGAGAUAUGGUACAUUUUUAUUUCUUUCUGUAAUUUUUAUUCCUUUUCUCAUUUUCCUCGUUUUGAAAUUCAUUUUAUGAACAAGCAAAUCAUGUGCUAUUAGUUGAAAAAAUUUUGUAAUUGAUAGAAAGUUGAUUGUGUUUCAUUUUGAAGCCUGGUUAGCUUAAGCCUUUGGUGGACUAUAAUAUUUACUGCUGAGUUAUUUUAUGCACCCGAAGGUUGUUUUUUGAAUCAAACCAUUGUUAAUUUAUACUCACACAUUAUUCAUGUCAAUACAGUUGACAGUUAUGAGAUGCUAACCUCAGGUUUUUUUGAUGUGACUUAAUUUGGGUGUCAUUAUCCUAAAACGUUGAUAUGAAAUUUGCUUUGCAAUUCGUUUGGAAUAUUCUGAAUUGUUGUAUUUUGCAUACAUAGGAUGAUAAAUAUUAAAUUUUGCGCCAUAAAAUUGAUGUUAAGAUUUGAUUACAGGAACAAUAAUACUCUUUCAAGUAGCAUUAAUUUCAGAUGAUUUUUUUUCAUCGCUCACUUUUUGGAUAUUCCUAUUAUUAUACACAGUCAAUGUUUUAAGAUAGUAAAUAUCAUUGUUUACAUUCAUCCAAAUAUGGAAAUUUCAUUAUGGAUUUGGUAUUUAUACUUUUUAGUGUUUUUUGAAUAACAUGGCCACAAAAAUUGUUUAUACCAAAAUUUCGGCCAUGUGUAACCUGCUUUUACUUGCCUGUUGUGCAACAAUGAUAUUGUGGUAUUUGGCGAUACUUCCCACUUCAGAAAUCACAAAGAAAUUUAAGCUCUAUCAACCAUGGGUUAUGACUGAAUAAUUUUCAGAAGGGAUUCAGUUGAAGAACAUGCUUAGUUGAGCAUAGCAACUUCCCGCUAUGUUUUCUUUUAAAAUAACAAGGUGCAGACCAUGUCGUGUUCUAAGAGCUAAUGGAAGUCUACUUUUAAUUAAAAUUUGGAUAUCUUGACUUUAUCCUGAACAAAGGAGACUACUCAGAAAGUUUUCCUGUUUGCUUACAGUGGUUUUUUGCAGGAUUGCAUCAUAUGCCAAUGGCUUAUUCAGUAAGGAAAUAAGCAAUUCGAAUUUUAAUAAUUCAACGACCAUGUAUUUUAAGUCAGUUUAUUUGAAAUUUCCCAAUUUUACAUGAUAUGUUAAAAAAAAAUCUGUGGAAAUUCUUGCAUUUUCAGAAAGCCCCCAUGGUAUUCUGUGAUGUGUAAGCCAAUUUAUGUCAAUUUUAUAUUCUUAGUUGCUAUACAUUUAUUUAGUCACGCAUUAUCAACCAGAAUGAGAAAAUAAACAGUCAUAAAGACAUUUUUCAUACACAUGAAAUAAAUAAUAUGAGUGUAAAAAUUAUUCAGCAUUGUUCUUUCAAAAAUUAAAAUUGUUUCAGAGAUGGUAGUCGUACAGAUUUUUUCCUAUUUGAUUUAAAGUGUGUCAAUCGAAUUAUUUCAUUAUUUCCACUGAACAAUUUUUCUUUAUUUUGGUCUUCAAUUAGAAUUGGAUUUAUUUGUUGUGAUGCAAUACAUUUUAAGGGCUAAUGAAACUGUUUUCUAUACAACGUUUGUAUUGUAUUUUAAUCCCAUUACCAAUGGAGUAUUUAUUGGUGCUAUUCUUGUCAUCCCUUACUUCACUCAAUUAGUAAUUAUUGUCUAGUCUCUGGCUAACUUCAGCUUGACCGUCAAAAUUAAGCUCUAAAACUGAUACCAGUAAGACAUUGAUAAAAGGAUGUUUUCAAAUUUCAAUAUUAACUGUAUUUUUCUACACCUCAUGCCUUGUCACAAUGUCUGCCUAUUAGUAUUUUUAUUCUGUUCUCUUAUUAUGAACAUAUCUAUUGUGUUAUUUUGCUUUGUGUGAUUUCUUAAGCAUUAUUCUCUAAACGCAUGCAGCAUACCGAUCUUGUAUAUGGUUCACUGUAUGUAAAAUACGAAAGAUUUCAUCUUCUCAAUAACUUUUGAUACCUGAGUUAAAAACUUUCCAUUCUAGAGUAAAUAUCGCAUUGCCUAUUUACCUAAAUUGGUAGCAAUUUUGAACUUCAUAUAUCAACUUUCUCCACAAAUAAUGGUGCUGUAAUUUUUUUUAUUUCAAUUUUAGUGCCUUUCAUAUAUUCUCUGUGUAUUAUACUAAUGUAUUAUGUUUUCACUAAUAAUUAUUUCCUAUUAAUAUAGAUUUGUUGUACUAAUCCUAUUUUUUGCCGUUGCUUGUUCUUUUCUACCUGUUUUAUAAUUGAUUCAAGUGUACUCCAGGCUACGCUUUUAUUGAAUUUUUGAACCUCAAUUUUUGUACCCUUUUCAUGUAUAUCUAUCUAUCUUUUGUAUAUCAUUUAAUUCAACAGCGUAUAUUGCAAGAAAAAUACCACAAGCGCCAUUUUGAGUUAAACAACUCACUCCAAAUAUGUUUUUAGGUCUGAGAUGGCUAGUUGUCAAAACUUAGCAAAAUUCGAAUGAAGUUGAAGUAGCUAGUUGUAUUUUUGUUGUAAUAUAUAUAUAUAGCCUGGUUGCCAAAAUAAAUGAACAUAAAAUUCUGAA